Panicum virgatum (switchgrass) is the source of this 2656-nucleotide messenger RNA. Its product is annotated as 2-oxoglutarate-dependent dioxygenase 11-like. NCBI's taxonomy places the organism in Eukaryota, Viridiplantae, Streptophyta, Magnoliopsida, Poales, Poaceae. The coding region runs from base 1323 to 2393 and encodes 356 amino acids. The transcript is spliced from 5 exons. The record is from RefSeq and is a predicted model, not a curated record.
CCAUGACCGACUCCUGUCCACGGCCGCCCCGACGCCCCACGGCCUCUGCCUGUGCGGCCGCGCCGCCCCGGCCUCGUCCGUCUGCGCUGACGCUGCGCCCACGGCCCCCCGACGCCGCACGCCCGUGCCCGCCCGCGUCGCCUCUGCCCGCACCGACGGCCGACGCCCCGAGGCUGCCUGCUCCAUCGCCGUCGCGGCGUCGCCCCGAGGCCGUGCGCUGUCGCAGCACGCCUCGGACGGCUCCAGUGGUGGCCGCGGCGCCGGCCCCUCGAACAGCACCACCCUCUUGAGCUCCUCCUCGUCGUCCAUCUCCGUCACCGCUCCAAUGCCAUGCCCACUGCCAGCAGCCGACUGUUCGUUGAAAGGGGGCUGAGGCAUGCAUGCAUGGCGUUCGUUGAAAUGUCUGGAAGGUUUGCAGCUAAACUGUUCAGGCUACUGGUUUGGGAGUCCUUGCGUACACUGAGGUAGUAACACUUGGAUGUUUCUUUUUCUUCAGGAGUAGCUUUUAUUUCUUCAUACAUCAUGUAUGAUCCAUCCUGCAGAUUGAGACAUUGCUACAAUUUUUGGGUUCAGCCGCUAUUGUUCAGCUAGUGGCAACCAGGCUCUCUCGUUUGCCGAUGUGCAUAAUUCAUUCCUCUCUUUUCUUAAUUGGCUUCAGGGCUGUCAACAGGAUCUGCACUUCUUUUAGGAUAGAAUAUCUUUUUUUAAUGAUCAAAUCUUACAUAUUUUUAUGGUGCUAAGGGGAUCGACAAAAGACCCUUAAACAGAUUGAUCAGUUAAUAAGAAGGUUGCUCCGAAGGAUCUUGUUGAUGAAAUAAAGGUAGCUAGCCACCUUCUAUUGAUGUAUGAAUGUGUGAGGACAAAUGACUCCAAGUGGAGCAAGUUCGAUCUUUUGCUCAAGUUAGAAGAGCUUUUGUAUGUAACGGUUGAUCGGUUAGCUAGAGAUAAGAUCAGUACCAAGGAAACUUAACAAUUUGAGUUUAUUAGGAGAACUCGGCUCACCUAUCUUAAAUAUGCCAGCCAUAAUGCCAUGGAGGAUCAGUAUGAGUUAAGCCGAAGUUAACAUUUGGCCCUGUCUCCGAAUUUUUAAUUGUGAGAAUGAUUCAAUGAGAAGCUAUAUAUGUGAUUCCCUCCACUAGUAGUAUACUCCAUACUAGGCUUGAGUGGUUGACCUACACUCCUAGAAAUCUGUACUACUUAUUAAUUUUCUUAGCCGUCAUUGUUACUUCCAAAUACUUUGAGGGCUAACCGGCUAAGUUAGCAACUACAAGAACUGCUAUAAAAGGGUGCUCCUCAAGGUACUCAAGCGAGGUAAGGUAACAAUGGCUCACGCAGAAGCUGGAGGAUCUCUACCAGUGCCAAAUGUUCAGGCACUUGCACAAAAUUACAACAUUUCAGAGGAGCAGAUCCCCGAAAGGUAUAUCAGGUUGGAAGAAACCGCCGAGGAGGUCAUCGGUGGUCAUGACAUCUCCUCUGCAAUUCCAAUUAUUGAUCUCAACAAGUUGCUGGACCAGCAGUCAUCCAAAGAGGAGUGUGCCAAGCUUGGAUCUGCCUGUAGGCAGUGGGGUUUCUUUCAGCUCAUCAACCAUGGUGUACCAGAUGAAGUGAUCUGCAACUUCAGGAAUGACAUGACUGAAUUCUUCAAGCAGCCACUGGAAGAAAAGAAGGUGUACUCGAUGGAACCGGGCAAUCUUGAAGGGUAUGGCCAGCACUUUGUUGUUUCCGAGAAGCAGAAACUGGACUGGGCAGACAUGUUCUACCUCAUGCUCCGUCCAAGCGAUUCUAGGAACCUGAGGUUAUGGCCUAGCAACCCGCCAUCUUUCAGGGAGUCCAUAGAUAUGUACUCCUCUGAGGCAGCAAAGCUUGUGGCUUGCUUGCUGCGGUUUGUUGCCAUGGACAUGGGUGUUGAGCCGGAUUCUCUCCUUGAGAGAUUCGGAGGUCAGCCUCAAAGCAUGCGGAUGACCUACUACCCGUCAUGCAAGCAGGCUGAAAAGGUGGUCGGACUGUCGCCGCACACUGAUGCUACCGGCCUGACGCUGCUGCUCCAGGCGAAUGGCGUGCAGGGGCUGCAGAUCCGGAAAGACGGCAAGUGGAUUGCUGUAAACGCCCUGGAUGGCGCCUUCAUCGUCAAUGUUGGCGACAUACUUGAGAUUCUAAGUAAUGGAAGAUACAAAAGCAUCGAGCACAGGGCCGUGGUGCACCCAACCAAGGAGCGCACGUCGGCGGCAGUGUUCCACCAGCCAUGCCAGGAUGCCACCGUCGGCCCUCUGCCGGAGCUUGUGAAGAGGGACGGUGAGGCUCUGUAUAGCUCAACUGGUUACAUGGAUUUUAUCGCACGCUUCUUCGCGGCAAAGCUUGAUGGGAGGGAUCACCUCGAGAGCUUGAAGAGUUGAUGGUUGUCCAUGAAGCAAUGGAGAUGAAUAAUGCUUGUUGCUUGAUCAUGUACUGAAGUUUCUUUCCUGCGUGAAGUAUUUUUUCCAGUGUUUGUUUUUAGCUUCGUGCUAUCUGCUUGCAGUUGCAGACUUGCAGUUUGGUUCAUAUAUUUGUGUCCCCCAAACUUCUUCUGGUAUGAACGUUGGGUUUUAUCUUGCAUGUAAAAAAUGGUGUCAAUGCCAAUUUCAUAGUAAAAAGAAAGAUAAAAAUAUGGCUGGCGUCA